Messenger RNA from Xiphophorus maculatus (southern platyfish), 3139 nucleotides. It is a transcript of the gene pstk, whose product is annotated as phosphoseryl-tRNA kinase. Gene Ontology annotation, molecular function: tRNA binding; kinase activity. Bases 272 to 1312 code for a protein of 346 amino acids. The transcript is spliced from 6 exons. The record is from RefSeq and is a predicted model, not a curated record. NCBI's taxonomy places the organism in Eukaryota, Metazoa, Chordata, Actinopteri, Cyprinodontiformes, Poeciliidae.
CUGGGCGCAUGCGCAAAGAGGAACCUGUCCAGGUUUUCUUCCGGUGUUAGAGCAACGAGCAAAAUAUGAUUUCCUUGACGACUUAUAAAUGAUGUUUGCUGUUAAGCCCGGGAUCGGGCGGCACAUUUUUAGCUUACGUUUACAUUUUAGUGCAUGAGGGUAAAUAUUUACAAACCGGAAGAGGACUGAGAGCGGUGGGGCUUGAGAGCGACGCUUGCAGCUGGAUGCCGGUGUUACGUACUGUGUCUGCUGCCAGGUGUUCUUGGAUCUUAUGGCCGAAGCUGCGCAAUGGUCUCCGGCCUGUCUGUGCGUCCUCUGCGGACUGCCUGCCGCCGGGAAGUCAACGCUGACCCGCAGGAUUGUGGGUACCGCGGCGGAGCGCGGCUGGAGAGCAGCAGUCGUGUCCUACGACGAGCUGAUCCCCGAGAAGGCUUAUUACACCGAAGUGGAGGAGGAUGGUCUCAAUCUGACAGACAUGCACUGUAGUUGGAAGUCCUACAGACAAGCUGUGUUGCAGUGCAUAGAGCAGGUCUUGGAGCAGCCUGAAGUGGUGAUAGAGUUGCCAAGCAACCCUCUCAUCAAUGGAGCUGCAUGGCAACCAUGUGUUCAAGCUCUACUGCAGCCUAAAGAGUCACACACUGACGGGACGCCACUGCUCUUUCUUUUAGAUGACAACUUCUACUACCCAAGCAUGAGAUACGAAGUGUACCAACUUGCAAGAAAGCUGUCGCUGGGAUUCUGCCAGGUGUAUCUGCAGUGUGAUUUAGAGACCUGCAUCAGGAGGAACCAAAGCAGACCUAAGCCCAUUCCCGUCAAAGUGAUCAUGGAGAUGGAGAAGCGUUUGGAAUUUCCAAAUCCACAAAAGAACCCAUGGGAAUCCCAAAGCAUCUCGCUCAACUCGACAAACGACGUGUCCAAGUCCGACAUCCAGAGAGUAAUGGAGUUGAUCUCUGUGGCAUUAGGCAAUCCAUUGAGCCCAGCUGAAGACAACAGCGAACAAAAGGAAGCUGAUCGUUUCAAGUGCGCCACCAGUGUGGUCCACCAGGCUGAUCAGGCCUGUCGACGUCUGAUAUCGGAGGCUAUGAAGGCUGCCAGAGAAAAUCAAGUCCCUUCUGAACACAUGCGGGUUCUGGCUGCUCGGCUGAACGAAUGCAAAGCGACUUUCCUUCACGACUUGCGGAAACAGUUCCUGCAGGAGGUGUGUUUCCUUCAAGAGGAGGACAUCGGUGUGGAGCAGGUGGUGAAGAAUAUUUUUGAUGACAAAAAGAAUGAAAUCCUGUCACAGUUUAUAAGCAACCACAAAACAAUGUGAUGUUCUUUUUCAAGAUAGCGUCAAAGAAACUAUUACAAUGAAUGGUUGAUGUCUGUAAAUAUUUAAAUUCAAAUAAAAUUUAUUUUUGCUGACUAUUUGCGCUAAAGUUAAUUGAAUCAUGUUGAAGUAAUUUAUUACUUUGGAAAUACACAUUCUAUUCAUAAUCUCCUCUAAAUACUUUUUUCUGGCCUUGUAGUCUCUGUGUCACAUCAUAUUUAUACCCCAGGGAAACAAAAAGUCAUGCACUGACACUAAAUACUUUGGUUGCAUUUGUUAGAGGGAUUGUUAGUGUCCUAAUGUGGUUUUAUUUAAAUUAUUUCAUUAAAUUAGUUAUUUUUAAAUUAACUAACAAUACAAAACAUACAUUUUCCAGCUUUUUGGUGAGAAUAUUAAACAUCAGCAAAAGAUUAACUCAGUUAAAGGCUUUAUACACUUCAGAGCUGUACGUAUAACAGUAAGGUGGCAGUGUAUAUUUAAAGCUGGUUCGACAAAUACCGUUUUGGAUUCAUAUGUACAGCAGCUUACUAAGCUGUUGGUAAAAUUCUUAUAAUCCCCUCUAAAUUGUGUCACAAAUACCAAAAUGUUGACAAAAUUUGGACGGGAUGUUGAACAUGACGAGACACGAUCACAUUUACAACCUAGCACAGAGAGUUUGUGUUACAAACUUUGCGGUAUUUCAAACUGAGAGGCAAUUUAUAUGUUUAUACAACAAAACAAUGACAGGUAGAGACUAGAAAUUACAUGUUUUGUUUAUAGUUGAUUAAUGAUACAACAAAAAGAAUUAGGAAAGUUGAUUAAUAUGAAGUUGCAGAAUAUAUUGUGAGUUUUCUAUUUUCUGUUGGCACCUUAAGAAGCCAGACAGUAGAAAUUCCUUCUAAUUCUUACAGUGAAAGCAGAUAAGUCCUUUGAAAAUGUCCCGAGUGACGUAACGUUACAGAUCCAGAGUCUCUAAGUCAGGCCCACAGAUGAUUUCUCUAAGCUUUAGAAUUACCACUUCCCUAACAACCUAUAUAUGCUUACUGCUGAUGUAAAAAACACAGACCAGGUUUUUCCAACUCUUUUAAAUAAAUGAAAAUCUGAAAAGUGUGGUAUUCAUUUUUAUUCAUCCCUCUGAGUCACUGAGAAUCACCUGGUGCUGCACUUGCAGCUGCAAGUUAUUUACAUUUGCGGUAUGUCUCUAGCAGCUUUGCGCAUCAAGACACCUUCAGUGUUUUUUGGGGGUUUUUUUUAAUCAUUUAUUCCAAAACAGCUCAACCUCAAUCAGAAUGGUUAGAAACAUCUGAACAUCAGCUUUUAAGUCUAUUCAUAGAUUUUCAGUUAGUUAUGUUCUCUAAUACAUAAGUAUGCUUUGAUAUAAACCAUUCCAUUGUAGAUCUGGCUGUUUCUCCUGCAGGAAGAUGAACAUCCACUUAGUCACAUGUCGUUUUCUUCUAGUAUUUAGUUCAGUCCAUCGUCACAUUAACUCAGCAGUUUUCUCUGUCCCUGCUGAAGAAACGCAAGCCCUCACCAUAAUGCUCCCUCCACAAUGUUAUACCAUGGAAUAGGCGCCUCUUACAUUAUAACAGUCCUUUCAACCUGAGCUCUGGGUGUCUGCAGCUGCUCCAGUGUACUUGGCUUGUCAGUUAAGGGGGGAAGCCUUAUCUGGUUUCCAGCUGUAUUGUAUUCUUUUCAUUGUCAGGUAACGCAAUGAACAGUGCUCUGUUUUCACGAAAGGUAAUAGGUGGGAGUGAAGUGUCUGUGUUGUAUUCAAUAAAACCACAUAUCGGCUUCAUUUAACUUCAAAUUGAGGCACCACAUUGUGUUAGUCUUUAAAAAAAAAAAAAAAAA